Molecule: messenger RNA, 276 nt
Organism: Racocetra persica
Lineage: Eukaryota; Fungi; Glomeromycota; Glomeromycetes; Diversisporales; Gigasporaceae
Source: the annotation of a GenBank genome assembly
AUGUUACUAUAUCAAACUAUUAUACAGAAUCUUUUAAAUUAUGAUCUUGCGAAUUUGAUAGAGAUAGAAAGAUAUAUCUGCUUUGAUAAUAAUGCUAAAUAUUCUACCCAGGCAUCGCCCAAUAAUUGUGAUAAUAAUAAAGAGAACAGCAAUAAAAUACUGACUUACCAAAUAAAUACUGAUUCUAAAGAAUAUAAUAAUAUAUCGGAUAAUAUAAAUAGUGGAGUUGUGAUAACUUCAGAAGACAUAUCCAAUAAUACAGUUUUUGAUUCUUGG